Molecule: messenger RNA, 3557 nt
Organism: Vicia villosa (hairy vetch)
Lineage: Eukaryota; Viridiplantae; Streptophyta; Magnoliopsida; Fabales; Fabaceae
Product: probable WRKY transcription factor 14
Exons: 3
Coding region: 267-1829 (520 amino acids)
Biological process (GO): regulation of DNA-templated transcription
Cellular component (GO): nucleus
Molecular function (GO): DNA-binding transcription factor activity; transcription cis-regulatory region binding
Source: RefSeq, a predicted model, not a curated record
GUAAAUUUAAAAAACUAUCCCUCUCUCUCUCUCUCCAUGUUGCGUAUGGAAUGGAGAUGUGAAAAGUCAGCGACUCUCUUUCUCUUUCUAUAAACUCAUCUUUCUCUUUUUCUUUUGUUUCUUUCUUAUUAACAACACAAGAAUCAGUUUCAGUUUCAAACCUGUCCCCUUAUUAACUUUCUUUUUCUUUCCUCCUUAAUACCCAAAAUACCUAUAUAUGUGCUUCAAAACAUGUAUAAGAAGAAACUCUUGUUUUUCCCUUAACUAUGUGUAGUAGUAUCUUUGUGUCAUCAACAACAAGUAUGGACAAUUACCAAGGUGAUUUAACUGACAUAAUCAGAGCUACUGGUACUGGAGCUGGAGCAUAUAGUACAAUCACUUCAUCAUCAUCUUCUGAACCUCUCUUACAACAUCAUCAUGAUGAUAAUCAGUGGCAUCCUCAUCAUCAACAUCAUCAGCAUCAUCAACCUAUGAGUUUCUCUAAUUCUAUUCUUGAAGACAACAGAUCAGGAUCAACAAACAACAUCAACAUGAACAUGAACAUGAACAUCUUUGGUGAUCCAUUAUUCUCAACUUUAAGAGAUCCAUUUCUACAAGAGCUUGAUCAUAUACCUUCUUCUUCCUACUUCAACAUCCCAACUAGUAGUAUAAUUGAUGUUGCAGCAGCUUCUGGUGUUAGCGUUACUACUUCAUCAUCUUCUUCUCUUUCUGCUUCUGCUUCUGUUUUUGCACUUGAUCAAGAUCAUCAUCAUAAUCAUAAUCAUCAUGAGAUGAUGAGAUCAGGUUCAAGGCCAUGUAAGAACAUAUUCUCAAACAUGAUUCAGAUCUCUCCUAAUGCAACAAAGCUAUCAAAUUAUGAAUCUUCUUCUUCCACCAUGGCACCUUCUCCAAGGCAAAUUAAACCUGUUGUUGCUGUUUCAACCAACAUCAAUAUUAAUGCUAAGGAUUCUCUUCUAGACAACACAGGAUCAGGAACAGUUCAGAUCUCAUCUUCAAGGAAUAAUACAGGCCUUAAACGAAGAAAGAAUCAGGCAAAAAAGGUGGUUUGUAUUCCUGCACCAGCAGCUGCAAACAGUAGACAAACUGGUGAAGUUGUUCCUUCAGAUUUGUGGGCUUGGAGAAAAUAUGGUCAGAAACCCAUUAAAGGUUCACCUUAUCCAAGGGGUUAUUACAGAUGCAGCAGUUCAAAGGGUUGUUCGGCAAGGAAACAAGUUGAGAGAAGCAGAACAGAUCCAAACAUGUUAGUUAUAACCUACACUUCAGAACACAAUCAUCCAUGGCCAACACAAAGAAAUGCUUUAGCAGGUUCAACAAGAUCUCAACCCUCCAAAAACAGCACUUCCAUGAAAAGCUCAGAAACUUCAUCUCAACCACAAACUGACACAACAACAACAACAACAACAACAACAACAAAGACAAAAGAAGAACAACAUCAAGAGAGUGAUGGAAAUGGAAAUGAUUCACCAGUUGUUAACAGUGUGAAGGAAGAGAGUAUGGAAGAUAUAGAGAAGUUGCAAAUUGAGAUGGAUGAAGGAGUAGAAUUCAAUGAUGCACUUUCUUAUAAGCCUUGUUUGAUGGAAAAUAAUCAAAGUCAUGAGGAUUUUUUUGCUGAGUUAGGUGAAAUUGAAGCUGAUCCAUUAGACCUAUUGUUUAAUCAAGGUUUUGGUGGUAAUUCAAGCAAUGAUAUUAUUCAUCAAAGAGAUCAUCAAUCCAAGAGUUUAGAUGCAUUUCAUCUCUUUGACUGGUCAGGUGACAACAACAACAACAACAACAACAACAAUAAUGCCAACAACUCAUUUGAAGAACCAAAUAAAAGAAGGUUAUUAUGAAAACAAGACCUAGAAUUUGAAUGCAUGCACCUAGAAGAAACCAAUAUCUUAUAUCUUCCUCACAAAAAAGAGACCUAAUUUUCAAUCUUGCUUUUUACUAUUAUUUGGUGAAGGUGCUAUACUAUUCAAGGUCAUGUUUGGUUCUUUCUUAUCAUCUCAUUUGAAGUGUGUCUUGUGAGGGAAACAUAUUUAAGAAUUUUCAUUUUUUCUUUACUAUAGAAAAAGUUGAAAUAGCAACAAAAAUUUAGAGACAGAAAAAUACAAUAUUUGUUCUUUAUUUUGCUUUUAAAUAUUCAUGACUAAAUAUAUUUUUCAUGUCUCAUAUUUUCGUUGUUAUUUCAACAGUUAUAUUUUUUGAAUUUAUAUUGUCUGCAGCCGAUAUAAAACACAUUCAAUUAGUCUUUUAUACGUAAACUCUUGAAUUCGUUCGUUUAUUAUAUAAAAACGAUCGAAUUCAAGAGUUUAAAUAUAUCCACUAUUUGAAUGCAUGUAUUAUGUAGAUUGUAGGUAAUACAAAUUCAACUUUUUUUCUUGUUAUUUACCAGAAGAGGCAGAGAGAGAAAAAUUAUUAGUAGAGUGAAAAAAGAGAAAGAGUGCUGGUUGGUUGAUUGGAAGCAAACCAAACUGAGUCCCACAUUCGUUUUGGAAUAUUGGUGGAUGGGACAGAAAGCUGAGGAACAGAAGGUUGCAAUAGUUGAAACAAGUACAUUUCACUAUAUACAAGACAUGAUCACUCGAAAACUCAGUAGUGAGUGAUGAUGUUGAGUAGAUUGAUGAUGAAAAGAAAAAAAAAAAAGAUAAGACUAGGCCUUUCAUCUUUUCAAGUGGAAAAAAUAAUUUAUUUACAAAGCUUGCAUGUGAGAGUAUUAUUAUUCUAAUUGCAAAAUGAGUGAAAAAGAGAAGAAUUUGGAUUCCAAGAUAUGGUUGAUGUCUUGAUGAGAUGAAGUUUAUGAAAAAGACAAGAAUAUGUAUAUAGAAAGGUUAAAGGUUAAAGUUUAUAUAUUUAUAUUUAUUUAUUUAUAAAUAUAUAUAAUAUAUAAAGCUUGACUUUUCAUAUCAGUCACCUCUACUAGUCUAGGGAUGUGUGACAUGAGAGGUGAAAUGCAUGCUUUGGUUCCUCAGCUUUGUGUUUUCUUAUUAUUAUCCACCGACUUGUUUGUGUUCAUUGAUUUGAAUUUUAAUGUGAAAUUAUAUUAUUAAUUUUUAGUUUAUCAUUGAGAAAAUGAUUAUACAAUUGUUAGUAUAUUAUUACUGUUAUAUUUAUGGUGGGUGUAGUUUGUGUUUAGAUAACAAAAUCCAUCCAGCAAAACGAGGUUGGCAUUUAAUCAUUUAGCAUGUGCAUGCUCAACUAUUUGUGCAUGUUUUAUUUUUAUAAUUGUAUAAUCCAUGAUCAUAGAUUGAUAUAAUAAUAAGUAUGGAAAAUAUGUACAUAAUAUUUAACUGUAAUUAUUGAAAAAUUUAAACUAAUUGAUAACUUGAUUAGAGGAUAUGUAAGAAGUUAGAGAUGAGAUAGGAUACAUUGAUAAUAUGAGAAUUUCAAUAAUUGUAAACCUAAAAUGUAUAAUACCUUAGAUGGUAAUUUCAGGUUUUUCUAUAGAAAUGUAGAAGUUGAGGGUUGAAAACAGUAAUAGAUAUAUGUACUAGUAAAAGAUUGUAAAUCUCUCUCUUGAAGUGUGUAGAAAUUCUUCUUCCUUAGAGUAAGAAUUAGGGUUUAAGGGAAUACACUAA